Naegleria gruberi is the source of this 324-nucleotide messenger RNA. RefSeq lists its product as uncharacterized. The coding region runs from base 1 to 324 and encodes 107 amino acids. Lineage: Eukaryota; Heterolobosea; Eutetramitea; Acrasida; Naegleriidae. The record is from RefSeq and is a predicted model, not a curated record. The transcript has a single exon.
AUGUACAAUAAUUGGACUUCAUCACCAACCUCUGCACUUCCUUCACUUUUCAAUAUAAGCUCAUCACCAACUGCUAACUCACCUACACUUUCCAAUAAUGUUUCGGAUGAAAUAUUUCACUCUAUUUAUACUGCUAGAGCUGCCAUUUGUGAUCAGGAUUUGGAAACUUUGAAAAGUCUGAAACUUCAUUUGAUCAUCAAUAAUAAUUCGGUACUGGGAGAAACAAUAUUAAUGACAGCUGUCAAAGAAAGCGCACACGAAAUUAUAGAAUUAUUGACACAGGUUCCGAAUAUUGAUUUUAAUGUUGUAUGUAAUUAUUGUUAA